Molecule: messenger RNA, 863 nt
Organism: Cuscuta epithymum
Lineage: Eukaryota; Viridiplantae; Streptophyta; Magnoliopsida; Solanales; Convolvulaceae
Source: the annotation of a GenBank genome assembly
CGUGGAUGGUGCAAGUAAGACUUCUAGUUCAUUGAAUUGGUCUAAGCCUAUGGAUGAUGCUCUUAUUGAUGCUGAUCUGAAUCAAGAUACUCUAGGAAAAAGAGUAGGUGGAACAUUCACUACGCAUGCAUAUGACAAUAUCAUUAAGGAAUUGAAGGAACUAUUUCCUCAUAAACCAAUUGAUAAGGAUAAGAUUCAAAACCGGAUGAAAAAUAUGAAACGAAUUUGGUAUCCAUGCUAUGACUUGUUUAAAAAUGGUGCUAGUGGCUUUGGUUGGGAUCCCGCUAGAGAAAUGUUCACUGCUGAACCUGAAGUUUGGCAACGGUUAAUUGAGGUCAAGCCAGAAGCCGCGCCAAGUGGAAAAAUAAGCAAAUGCGUAACUUUAACAAGUUAUGUCAACUAUUUGGGAAAGAUAGAGCUGAUGGCCAGCAUGCGAAAACUGCGGCAGAAAUGAGGAAGAUGAGAUCCACUGCCAAUGAGGAGAGUGACAUUUAUACAUCAUUGGAUAAUAUUGAAGGCGUUGAGUCAAUCUUUGGAGAUAAUGAGAAUUUGGAAAAUAUCGAUGCAUCCCAACAAACAAGUCAGAGAAGUACACCUCAAAGAAUCUUAAAUCAAAAUCUUGAGGAUGUCGUACGAUCUCACUCAAUCUCUCAUGGGGAAGCAUCUUCAAAGAAAAUGGGAAAAAAGAAGGUUAAAGUUGAUGAAGAAGUUGUGCUUCUGAAAUAAGGACUUGAUAAUGUUGCUCAGGCUAUCUCAUCUUCAACAUCAGAAAUUGUUAAAGCUACCACGCUUCCAAUUCCAGAAAAUGAAGUUUGGAAUUUAUUGGUUGAGUUAAAUGUUGCUGUUGAAGCUCGUAACACAAG